CCUAGCAGCGCGCGCGCGUGGCGUGGGGGUGGUGGGGCUGCGCUACGGCCAGGCGCUGCCCUCUGCGCCCCGGCCAGGGUCGGCUCUAGCGCAGUUGUGGGUGAGGGAGGACACGCCGGGCCCCAGGAGGCCUCUCGGCCCUCCCCAUGGGGCCCCGGGCCGCCGGCCGAGGGUCACGCCCUCCCUGGGAGCGGCGGCCGUGACCGUGUGCUCGCCGCUGGCUGCGGGGACCCCGCCGCCCGCCCCGGGCCGGCCGGAGACCACGUCGGGAUGAGCCGGAGCGACCGCUCCCGGGAGGAAUCAUGCCCAUCAGCAUUAAAUUACUUGCUGUCCACAUGCAGUCUAAGAAGGGAUAUAUCUUCAUUUUCAAAAGAAGAAAAUAAAAUACCCGUACUCACUCCUGAAAACAGAUACUUAACUUCAAGAGUCACCAAAAGUUCACUUGAUGGCUGUUUUUUCUUUGAAAAUAGCUGGAAGAAAGCAGCUCUUGAAACACUAAAGAUGAAAAAAGAAUGCUCCUCAGUAUUUGGUCUGAAAGAUUUCAAGGAAGUGGGUACAAUUCCAUCUCUACCAGAAGUGCAAAGAUACAGAAAAAAUACAGAGUCUCCAUUAGAUGUGCUUAAAAGACAUCCGUAUACUCCUCUGAAGACACCUAAAAUCAGGUCAAUGAAGAGUAACCAGACAGGCAGCAUGUUAUCACUUCAGGAGAAAACAAAACGUUUUAGUUUUAGAAGUCCUCUCACUGGAGCACCACCAGAAUAUUUACAGAGACUUUCUGAGCUGGCCAUAUUAGAAUAUGAUACUAUUCGUCAGGAAACAAGCAAAAAAUUUAAAAAAGUCAAGAAACGAGAGUGUCCAGACUGCUGACAAAUACUGUUUGGGGUGAUAUUGUUUUCUUCACUGGUAUCUGAUGUAGGUGUGUGUUGUUGGUUGGUUUUGGGGUUUUUUGUUUUUUGCAGCCAUGUAUAAUAUGAUGUUCAAUGAUUUACCUAAAAGUGGAAGUGUAAA
Phascolarctos cinereus (koala) is the source of this 1008-nucleotide messenger RNA. Lineage: Eukaryota; Metazoa; Chordata; Mammalia; Diprotodontia; Phascolarctidae. The record is from RefSeq and is a predicted model, not a curated record.